CACACUUGACAGGACACAGCGCUAGCCUCCCCCAGAAUUACCUUGAAUAUGCCCCAGGACAACUCGAAUGGCGUCAGCGCGACAGAAAACGCGCCCAGAUCCUUCUCAGAUCUCGAGUCUCUGCUCAAGGAUGAUAUCAAGGUCAAAGUGGCUGGAAUUGACGUCGACGGCGUGCUGAGGGGGAAGUAUAUGUCCAAAGAGAAGUUUCUGAGCGCGGCCAGCUCAGAAGGAUUCAACUUCUGCAGUGUCAUCUUCGGCUGGGACAUGCACGACACGGUGUACUCAAAAGAACUGCUCAUCUCCAAUAGGGCCAAUGGUUACCGUGAUCUUAUCGCAUCCAUUGAUCUGGCUACCUACCGUCGAAUCCCCUGGGAGGGCAACGUCCCGUUCUUCUUGGUCUCCUUCCUGGACCCUGAUACUAGGGAACCCAUAUUCGCUGACCCUCGCGGCGUCCUGCGCAGGGUCACGGACAGUGCACAAAGUAAAGGUUGGCGUUGCAUUGCCGGUUGCGAAUACGAGUACUUCCAAUUCAAAGAAACUGCGGAAUCGCUUGCGAAGAAGAACUUCAAGGAUCUUCAGCCUCUGACUCCCGGCAUGCACGGAUACUCCCUCUUGCGCACUCAGCUGAACAACGAAUAUUAUAAUGACUUGUUUGACGAAAGUCUCAAGUUUCAGAUCCCUAUCGAGGGACACCACACGGAAACGGGACCAGGCGUGUUCGAAACAGCCCUCGCCUACACCGAUGCCUUGCGCAUGGCCGACAACGCAAUCCUUUUCAAGUUCCUCGCCAAGAGCGUGGGCAUGAAACGGGGCGUAGUACCGAGCUUUAUGGCGAAACCGUGGGGAAAUCUUCCGGGUUGCAGCGGACAUAUUCAUGUCUCCCUGCGAGAUGAGAAGGGGAAGGGCAUCUUCGCUUUGCCAGAAGAUCAAGUGAAGACCGGACGUGCCAAUGCACAAUACGACGACACGAAGUUCCUCAGCCAGGAAGGGGAGUGGUUCUUGGCAGGCGUCCUUGCCGGCCUGCCCGAUAUACUGCCUAUGCUCGUCCCUACGAUAAACGGGUACAAACGUCUUGUCGGCGGCGAAGCAUUCUGGGCACCCAACGCCGUCACCUAUGGCUACGACUCGCGCAACGCCUCCGUCCGCAUCAUCUCCCCGCCCUCGGUCCCGCCCUCUGCGACGCGCCUCGAGAUCCGCGUGCCCGGCGCCGACAUGAACCCCUACUUCGCCAUGAGCGCCAUCUUCGCGCUCGGCCUGCGCGGGAUCGAGAAGAAGCUGUCGCUCCCCGGCCCUCCCGUCAGCCAGCUGACGCCAGAGGACAAGAAGAGCGGAAAGGUACAAAUGCUGCCCACAUCCCUUGAGGCUGCCACAGAGCGCAUGAUGCGCCCUGACAGCAUCGCGCGGGAGGAGUCUGUGUUCGGCAAUGACUUCGUGGAGCACUUUGGUGGGACUAGGCAGCACGAGGUGCGUCUGUGGAACGAGGCGGUCACGAACUGGGAAGUUGAGAGGUACAUUGAGCUGGCCUAGAGCGCUGGACAACGCGAAGUACAAAUACAUGUAUAAUACUAUCAGCGGCACAAUCUCAAGGGAAACAUCUGUUUCUUGGUUUGAGGAGUCG
Molecule: messenger RNA, 1618 nt
Organism: Trametes versicolor FP-101664 SS1
Lineage: Eukaryota; Fungi; Basidiomycota; Agaricomycetes; Polyporales; Polyporaceae
Product: glutamine synthetase/guanido kinase
Exons: 15
Coding region: 49-1527 (492 amino acids)
Molecular function (GO): glutamine synthetase activity
Source: RefSeq, a predicted model, not a curated record